Molecule: messenger RNA, 1026 nt
Organism: Lynx canadensis (Canada lynx)
Lineage: Eukaryota; Metazoa; Chordata; Mammalia; Carnivora; Felidae
Product: aminoacyl tRNA synthase complex-interacting multifunctional protein 1-like
Molecular function (GO): tRNA binding
Source: RefSeq, a predicted model, not a curated record
UGAGGCUACCCGGUGAGGCUCUCCAGGUUGCUCUGUCCACCGAUUUAUGAUUUUCUGCCGUAUCUUUACAAAAACGGCAACUAAUGGUGCUGUUCUGAAGAGACUGGAACAGAAGGGUGCAGAAGCAGAUCAAAUUAUUGAAUAUUUAAAGCAGCAAGUUGCUCUUCUUAAGGAGAAAGCAAUUUUGCAGGCAACUUUGAGAGAAGAGAAGAAACUUCCAGUUGAAAAUGCUAAAUUAAAGAAAGAAAUUGAAGAACUGAAACAAGAGCUAGUUCAGGCAGAAAUUCAAAACGGAGUGAAACAAAUACCAUUCCCAGCUGGUAGUCUACUGCAAGCUAAUUCCACGGUUUCCGAAAAAGUGAUACAGUCUAUACCAAUAAGAACUGUAUCUUCUGGUGUCAAAGAACCGAUAACAGGAGGAAGAGCGGAAGAAAAGAUGAAAGAGAAAAUUGAAAUGAAAGAGAAAAAGGAGAAAAAACAAUCAAUAGCAGGAAGUGCUGACUCUAAGCCGAUAGAUGUUUCUCGUCUGGAUCUUGGAGUUGGUUGUGUCAUUACUGCCAGAAAACAUCCUGAUGCAGAUUCUUUACAUGUAGAAGAAGUAGAUGUUGGAGAAACAGCCCCAAGAACAGUUGUCAGUGGCCUGGUGAAUCAUGUUCCUCUUGAACAGAAGGUGGUGGUGAUUUUACUUUGUAACCUGAAACCUGCAAAGAUGGGGGGAGUAAUAUCUCAGGCAAUGGUAACGUGUGCUAGUUCACCUGAGAAGGUUGAAAUCUUGGCACCUCCUACUGGGUCUGUUCCUGGAGACAGAAUUGUUUUUGAUGUUUUUCCUGGAGAGCCUGACAAGGAGCUAAAUCCUAAGAAGAAGAUUUGGGAGCAGAUCCAGCCAGAUCUCUGCACUAAUGAUGAGUGUGUGGCUACAUACAAAGGAGUUCCCUUUGGGGUGAAAGGGAAGGGAGUGUGUAGGGCUCAAACUAUGACCAACAGUGGAAUAAAAUAAAAUAAAAUAAAAUAAAAUAAAAUAAAAUA